This is a messenger RNA of Blumeria graminis f. sp. triticale, 3495 nucleotides long. The record is from the annotation of a GenBank genome assembly. NCBI's taxonomy places the organism in Eukaryota, Fungi, Ascomycota, Leotiomycetes, Helotiales, Erysiphaceae.
AUGGCAGCUGAUCAUGGACCAAAUGGAGCGUACUCUGAGGUUUUCGAUGAGGGCAUGGACAUAUCCCAGCCGCAGACCAUUCACCGCAUUAGAGCCAACUCAUCUAUAAUGCAGUUGAAAAAGAUUCUAGUCGCCAACAGAGGUGAAAUACAAUUAGAGGCCGACGAAGCCUACGUUAUCGGUACCCAUGGACAGUACUCACCAGUCGGCGCAUACUUAGCUGGUGACGAAAUCAUCAAGAUAGCGGUCCAACAUGGUGUUCAGAUGAUUCAUCCUGGAUAUGGAUUUCUCUCAGAAAAUGCCGAGUUUGCUCGAAAUGUAGAAAAAGCUGGUUUGAUUUUUGUUGGCCCCUCACCUAGUGUGAUUGACUCUCUAGGUGAUAAAGUUUCCGCGAGAACAUUGGCCAUCAAAGCUGGGGUACCGGUUGUUCCAGGAACAGAUGGAGCAGUGGAAAGGUUUGAAGAAGUCAAAAAAUUCACAGACGAAUACGGCUUUCCUAUUAUUAUCAAAGCUGCCUAUGGCGGUGGUGGUCGUGGAAUGCGUGUCGUGCGAGAACAGGAAUCACUAAAAGAUUCGUUUGAAAGAGCUACUUCAGAAGCAAAAUCAGCAUUUGGUAAUGGAACUGUCUUUGUAGAGCGAUUCCUUGACAAGCCAAAGCAUAUCGAGGUCCAACUACUAGGGGAUAAUCAUGGCAACAUUGUUCAUCUUUAUGAACGUGACUGCUCGGUACAGCGAAGACAUCAAAAAGUCGUCGAACUAGCUCCUGCUAAAGAUCUCCCUCAAGAUGUUAGAGAUCAUCUUCUCAGUGACGCUGUUAAGUUAGCUAAAUCAGUCAACUACCGUAAUGCGGGGACAGCCGAAUUCCUAGUUGACCAACAAAAUCGUUAUUAUUUUAUUGAAAUAAAUCCCCGUAUACAAGUUGAGCACACUAUCACAGAGGAGAUCACUGGAAUCGAUAUCAUUGCUGCACAGAUUCAAAUUGCCGCAGGUGCUACCUUGGCUCAGCUAGGUCUUACUCAGGAUCGGAUUUCAACAAGAGGAUUCGCCAUUCAGUGUAGAAUCACAACUGAAGAUCCCUCAACGGGAUUUUCUCCGGAUACUGGGAAGAUCGAAGUUUACAGGUCUGCAGGAGGAAAUGGCGUACGACUCGAUGGAGGAAAUGGGUUCGCUGGUGCUAUUAUCAGUCCCCACUAUGAUUCUAUGUUGGUAAAAUGCACCUGUCUUGGCUCCACUUAUGAAAUUGUGCGUCGAAAAAUGCUCCGAGCUUUAGUUGAGUUUCGAAUACGUGGUGUGAAAACCAAUAUUCCAUUUCUAGCAUCACUCUUGACUCAUCCAACAUUUAUCUCUGGUGAAUGCUGGACUACUUUCAUCGAUGAUACUCCAGCUCUUUUCGACUUGGUGGGUGGACAGAAUCGUGGACAGAAACUUUUAGCAUACUUAGGCGACGUCGCUGUAAAUGGUAGCAGCAUCAAAGGACAAAUCGGGGAACCAAAAUUAAAAACCGAUGUGAUAAUUCCCAAGUUGUACGACGAUAAUGGUCAACUUAUAGACACUUCGAUUCCUUGUAAGAAGGGCUGGAGAAGUAUUAUCACUGAAAAGGGCCCUGCAGCAUUCGCGAAAGCUGUAAGGUCUAACAAGGGUUGUCUUCUGAUGGACACGACCUGGCGAGAUGCACAUCAGUCCCUACUUGCCACCCGCGUCCGCACAAUUGACCUAUUAAACAUCGGAAAAGAGACCAGUCACGCUUACAGUAAUCUUUAUUCUCUCGAAUGCUGGGGCGGAGCCACAUUUGAUGUUGCUAUGCGCUUUCUAUACGAGGAUCCUUGGGACCGACUUAGGAAGAUGCGAAAGGUAGUUCCAAAUAUCCCAUUUCAGAUGUUGCUCAGGGGUGCCAACGGAGUUGCGUAUUCUUCUCUACCAGACAAUGCAAUCUAUCACUUUUGCGAGCAAGCAAAGAAACAUGGCGUCGAUAUAUUUCGUGUUUUUGACGCGCUAAACGAUAUUGAUCAACUUGAAGUCGGAAUAAAAGCCGUCCAAAGGGCCGGGGGCGUUGUUGAGGGAACCAUUUGUUACAGCGGUGACUUCUUGAACCCAAAGAAAAAGUACAACCUUCCGUAUUACCUGGCCCUAGUAGACAAACUAGUGGCUUUGAACAUUCAUAUUCUCGGUAUCAAAGAUAUGGCAGGCGUUCUUAAGCCCAAGGCAGCAACUCUUUUGAUUGGAUCUAUUCGUGAGAAAUAUCCUGACCUUCCAAUACACGUACACACGCACGAUUCAGCAGGUACAGGAGUCGCAUCGAUGAUCGCUUGUGCCGACGCAGGUGCUGAUGUUGUUGAUACUGCUACUGAUAGCUUGUCUGGAAUGACCUCUCAACCGAGCGUUGGUGCAGUCUUAGCUUCCCUUGAAGGAAGCGAGCAGGAUGCUGGUCUCAAUGUGCGUCAUGUCAGAGCUAUUGACAGCUAUUGGGCCCAACUCAGACUUCUAUAUUCACCAUUCGAAGCUGGUCUUACUGGGCCGGAUCCAGAAGUAUACGAACACGAAAUACCUGGUGGCCAACUCACAAACAUGAUGUUCCAAGCGUCGCAGCUUGGCCUAGGCGCACAAUGGGCUGAAACAAAGAAGGCAUACGAACAUGCGAAUUAUUUACUCGGAGAUAUAGUCAAAGUUACCCCAACCUCAAAAGUUGUUGGUGACCUAGCUCAGUUCAUGGUUUCUAAUAAACUUAGCUACGAUGACGUUCAAGAAAAGGCAGGCGAGCUCGACUUCCCAGGAUCAGUACUUGAAUUCCUUGAGGGUUUGAUGGGGCAGCCAUAUGGUGGAUUUCCUGAGCCACUUCGGACAAAAGCUCUCAGGGGCAGGCGUAUGCUUGAUAAGCGACCUGGAUUGAGUUUGGAGCCGCUUGAUCUUGGAAAGAUUAAGCAAGAAAUCUAUAACAAGUAUGGAAGCGUGACCGAAUGCGACGUGGCAAGCUAUGCUAUGUAUCCUAAGGUCUUUGAAGAGUAUCGUAACUUUGUUGGAAAGUACGGUGACUUGAGUGUAGUCCCAACCAGGUAUUUCUUGUCGAAACCUGAAAUUGGAGAAGAGUUUCACGUCGAGUUAGAGAAGGGAAAAGUCUUGAUUCUCAAGCUUCUCGCUGUAGGACCACUCUCUGAUACUACUGGACAGAGAGAAGUCUUCUAUGAGAUGAACGGAGAGGUUCGAGUCGUGACUGUCGAUGAUAAUAAUGCUGCCGUAGAGAACACAAGUAGGGCUAAGGCUGAUCCAGGAGACAGCAGUCAAGUUGGUGCGCCAAUGUCUGGCGUUGUGAUCGAGAUCCGUGUCAAGGAUGGUGGUGAGGUAAAGAAAGGAGAUCCAAUCGCUGUCCUCAGCGCUAUGAAGAUGGAAAUGGUUAUUUCAGCACCACACGCUGGUAAAGUAUCGAGUAUCCAGGUAAAAGAGGGUGAUUCAGUUGGUGGAGCUGAUCUUAUUUGCAAGAUUAUGAAACCGCAUGAGUAG